GGAUAAAAGAAAUAUCAGCGCCUGCGCCUACGGCUCCACGAGGCAAAACCAGAGAAAGGAUAAAAGAAGCGGCAAAGCGAAGAAGCAGUUCUGGUUUGAGAUCAAUUGCACAUGAGGCGGUGCGCAGGUUAAAGCAAACAUGCCCUUCCUUCUUCAUCCCUGUAACUGCUCCAUUUUCAACCCAACUUUCCCACUCUUUAAUUCAGUUCUAUACAGCACCGCCGCUCAAUUUCCGGUUAUUCUAGCCUCCCACAAGGCUAAAACCCCAAACCCCCACUCUGGGUCUUCCAAGAACCUUGCUUUUUCUUCAAUUUGGAGACGGGUACAAGCCCCACUUUGCUCUAAACAGGAGACAUAUGAGGAAUUCGGGAGCGCUGAGUUGCCUGGAAAGCUUAAAAGCGAGGAGCUUGAAUUGCUAAAUAAGCCGUCUCCUAAGCCAAUAGACGACCAGCCUGAUGCAGAAACCCAAGAGGAAUCUAAAAAGCCUAGUAAAGAUGAACUCUUGGAGCCUUUUCAUCGGCUCUUCUCGCAGGAUGAAAAUCACGUUUCUGAACUGGGCAGUAAGGGUGAAGCUGUUCAGGAAAGAAAGGAAGUUACUGUUGAGUAUUUUGAGCCUAAACCAGGUGAUUUUGUGGUGGGUGUGGUGGUCUCCGGCAAUGACAGGAAGCUUGAUGUGAAUAUUGGUGCUGACCUAUUGGGCGUGAUGCUGACUAAGGAUGUGUUGCCAUUACAUGGUAAGGAGAUGGGGGAUUUGUUGUGUGACUUGGAGAAGGAUGCUGAGAAGGUGAUGGUGGGAGGGAAGGUGGGAAUUGUGAAAAAUGAUGAGGCCCUAGGUGGGGAGCCAAUGCUAGGCAAGCCUGUGGUGGAUCCUGGGACUGUCUUGUUUGCUGAGGUUCUUGGAAGAACUCUCAGUGGUCGCCCAUUGCUCUCUUCAAGAAGGCUCUUUAGACGAAUGGCCUGGCAUCGAGUGAGGCAGAUCAAACACCUUAAUGAACCUAUUGAGGUCAAGAUAACCGAGUGGAAUACUGGUGGUCUCUUAACAAGAAUAGAGGGAUUGCGUGCUUUUCUUCCAAAGGCUGAGUUAUUGAACAGAGUAAACAGUUUCAGAGAGCUAAAGGAGAAUGUGGGGCGUCGGAUACAUGUACUGAUUGCCAGAAUAAACGAAGAAACUAAUGACUUAAUACUGACUGAGAAGGAAGCUUGGAACAUGUUAAAUCUUCAAGAGGGGAAACUUUUGGAAGGAACUGUCUGGAAAAUUUUUCCACAUGGCGCACAGAUAAGGAUAGGUGAAACUAAUCGUAGUGGGAUACUGCACAUUUCGAACAUCACUAAAGGCCGGAUUACUUCAGUUGGUGACUUGUUAGCCGUGAAUGAGAAGGUUAAAGUUUUGGUCGUGAAGUCAAUGUUUCCCGACAAAAUAUCUCUGAGUAUCGCAGAUCUUGAAAGUGAGCCGGGGUUAUUUUUAUCGAACAAAGAGAAAGUAUUUUCGGAAGCAGAAUGGAUGGCAAAGAGAUACAGGCAGGGCAUCCCAGCUUCUUCAGUGACCCGUAAAAGAGAACCCCUUCCAACCAACAGUCUUCCUUUCGAAGAUGGAGAAAGUAUGUACGCAAAUUGGAAAUGGUUCAAAUUUCAAAAGGAUAACGAGGAAUCAACCCCGUGAUUCUAGAGCUAAGAAAGAAGGUCACAACGAGCCUCGGUUAGAAAAAGGAGGAACAAACUCUAACGCUCCACACACAGCAUUAUGAGUGGCGAUUUUCGCUUAGACCUUUGACGGUCCAAGAAAUCAUCAUUCCGGACCUCCAUCCAUCGGGGAAACAGAGGAGCAACAUCAACAAUGGUCAUCUGGGAGCAGCAUUUGUGUUAGAUAUCCUCUUCCUUUCUUCUAUUUUGUGAUUAAUUAAUUAACCUGUAUCUUUGUGUUUAUACUCCACGAACCUUAAAAGCCAUUUGUAUGUACAAUUCUUGAGUAGAGAGAGGAUAUCAACUUUUGUUGCUACGAAGAUAAUUGAUAUUAGAUCUGGAAUCUUGAACAAUCCCCCAGAGGAAUUUUAGUAAACUAUUUUCCCAUCUUUUGGUUUA
Molecule: messenger RNA, 2079 nt
Organism: Ipomoea nil (Japanese morning glory)
Lineage: Eukaryota; Viridiplantae; Streptophyta; Magnoliopsida; Solanales; Convolvulaceae
Exons: 8
Coding region: 140-1660 (506 amino acids)
Biological process (GO): RNA stabilization
Molecular function (GO): RNA binding
Source: RefSeq, a predicted model, not a curated record